Molecule: messenger RNA, 4510 nt
Organism: Caenorhabditis sp. 36 PRJEB53466
Lineage: Eukaryota; Metazoa; Nematoda; Chromadorea; Rhabditida; Rhabditidae
Source: the annotation of a GenBank genome assembly
AUGGACGAGCACAUCACCCUGCCGCAACUAUCCGUCGAUCUGAGCACGGAUGGGUGUGGAGGUCUGGAGGCUCGCGACGUGGUCCUCAAUCCGCAGGUAUCAUUUUCAGAGCGACAAUAUCUCGUAUAGCCACCUUUUCUUGCAGACCAUCAACGAGUUCUUCGUGCUGCACACCGUUCCACUGACGUUUGUGGACGGAUGGGUGGGAAGGAUCCGAGCAGAUGUGCCACUUCUCACCCUACUGACACAACCGUCAAAGGUGUCAGUGGAAGACGUGGAGGUGACGGUGCGCGGCAUGAACAUCGAGCAAAUGAAGGCGGAGGACGUUUUGAAAGGUGAGAGGAGACGAGCGACAAUGAUCGACAAUAUAAUUGUAGUGUCGUCGAUCAUUCGAAGUCAGUGCCGAACGUUCGAUCGCGAAGACGUCGCCAGAAAUGUGCUGGAGGCGGUGCUCGGGAUGACGCGGCUUUGGGAUGAGAUCUCGGAAACCGGAGCCGCGCUGAUCACCCGCGCCGUUUCUGGAUUCAGUCUGACCGCCAGGAAUGUGACGAUUCGGCUCGAAAGCCAGAGUUCUUCCAAAGUGGCGACGGCUAUCGAAAUGAAAUUGGAAGAGAUGACGUUCCUGGAGGAUUCGGUCAACUUCCACGGUGUGACACUGUGCACAGACGUCUUCUCGACGACAGAUGAUCCGAAGAUGCGUUCGGAUCCGAUCAAGUUUGCCGAGGUGCUCGGAGACAUCCGAGUGACACUGAACGGCAAGGCACUGGAGGUUUCUAUCGAUGCCGUCAACGUUUUCGCAGUUCCGUCGCAGACGUCGAUUCUGAAGCGGUGAGCUUGUUUUCUUUGGCUCUAACUCAGACGUUUGAAAAGAUAUCAAAAAGUGGUCAACUGAGAAAAUGUUCGAAAUUUUUCAAUGAACAAUUCAUCAGUUGACAACUUUUUGCUAUCUCUACCGACCGCCGAGAUAAACUCGUUUGAACCACGAUCUUUCAGAGUUCUCUCCUCGAUCACGACACUUGACGAGGCAGCGCUCAUGGAUCGAGAGGACGAGUUGAGCAGGACCAAUGACAGUUUUCAUGAGUUUGGCGAGAGCUCAUUUGCGACGAAAAGUUGCAAAAGCGUCCGGUUUGAUCGGCCAGGUAACUCUACAAUAGUCGAUUUUCAAGUCUAGUAACUUUUCAGACGAAACUAGCCUAUUCGGAGACGUUCCAAAGUUCAAUCUUUGUGUUGGAACCGUUUUGAUCGUGAUUCCACACACGGACUAUCUGGGAACGCGGUACGUGGAUCUGCACGGAUCAUACGAGGCCGGUGUCCGAACGCUCAAGGACCGAUCAAGAGAGUUCUUUGCCGAAAAGGACCGGAUGUACCCGGAAGAUCAUCUUCGAUUCGUCGCAAAGGGUCUGGAAGUGUCCAGCUGUCAACUGAUCGGACAGGAUCUGAAAGUGCAAGAGAUAUUGGAGAGAUCCGACGGGACCGGCCGAUUUGAAACCAGUCUGCUCGAGUUCCAAGACUGCCAGGAUCCACAUUUGGAAGUGAACAUUCAAAAGUCGUUGAAUAUAGUCUUGGGUCGCUUGAAAAGCGAGUUGGAUGUGUCGAUUGUGGACCGAAUUUCGGAUCUCCUGGUCCUAAGACCGUUCUUUCAAAGGUACCUUUUUGAUAUUUAUAAUAUCAGAAACAUUUUAAUAACUUUCAGAAGUGAUGAUCCAAUGAGAAACGCCCACGCGGUCGGUGUGGUCCCAAUAGUUCACAUUGGAUGUCCGAGUUGGCAAGUGGUCGUGCGUGUUCCGAAAGUUCACGAACAAAUCCCGACGUCUCAACGUAAUCUUUAUGAGGAAUUCCUUCGAUUCGGACUCAAGAAUAUCGAUAUCAUGGUCCCGGAAGGCCGGUCCGAGGUUACGGUCCUCAUUGAUCAGCUCUCCGCAGACUUUUGUGCAAAGCGUUUCCUGUUGGCGAGCAGGACCGGAUCGGAGAAGAUUGAAAUGAAGAUCCAUUUACAAAAGGACAUCGGACCACUGGAUGAGACACCUUCAAAUGAGCCCUUCUCAGAGUUCCGACGAGCAGGACCAUUUUCGACGGUCCCCAAAAUUCAAGUGGGCGAGGAAAAUCGAGAGAUGAUCGAAGCAGGAACGCGUGGCGAAAUGCUCAAGUUCCACGAGGGAUCCGAGGACCGGGCGGCGAUCCGAGUGUCCUGCACGGUCCCUCUGCUCAAUGUGCAUGUUCCUGACAAGGUUCGACUGGAGCUGCUGUACAAUCGGAUCGUCAACGAGCUUCUUUUGUUCCGUCCGCUGGUCCCAGUGGCUCAACGGAUCUCUGGCGCUGAAACCGACAAUAUCGGUUCUCACAACUUUGUCAUCGGUGUCAAUGUCCUCAAGAGUCGUGUUUUGUGUGCUACUAUGACCAAAGAGGUUUGUAAAUAUUAUCGCCUUCACAAUUUCAAUGCCUCAACUUUCAGGAACCAGCAGAGCCAACCCAAGUGGCCUUCAAUCUCCGGCACCUUCAUUUCGGAGCAACUUUCGGGUUCCAGGGCGACGAGCACCGCACAUUUUACCACGUCACAACGUCGGAACUUUCGAUUGGACAUGCUCAAGCUUCUGACAAGAUUCCCAAUGCUAUCAAUCGCCUAGAUUUUGCCACGUGGUCCCCGGAGUUGAGCCAAAUGUCGUCGGAAGAUCCAAGCGAUGGAGAUGUGCUCGGAAUUGCCGUUGAUUUGACAUCGAAAUCCUCGAAAUCUGCCAUCAUCGCAAUCGCGCUUCGGAACUGUCAAAUCGUCGUCGAUCCGUUGGGGACCGACUGGCCGCUCCAACUGGCGGAUCUAUUCGAUCUCGGCGACUCUAAUGAUCAUCCGGUCCCCUCGCCGUCCGCUCACGUCCAUUUCUCCACUGAAAACGUGGCAGUGAACUACGAUCACACCGGGACCAGGUUCCGAACGGUUUUCAAGAAUGGCCACGUGGAAACGACGAUCCAGAAGGACCAGGACGUUCUGAAGGCCAAUUGGCUGCUCGAAAAUUGUGCACUAUUCAUGGGAACGUCGGAGGUGCUCGAGGUUCGAGCCGUUCUACUUUACACUUCGAUGGACCUCGAGGCGGACGAGAAAAAGCGGUGCCUGGAAGUUCGUGGCGAAAACGGCGUCGUCAAAACGUCCAUGUGCUCGAAGUUGCUUGCCGAUUACGUCAAUAUCGUCAAGGAUUGCCUGAACUGUUGGGAUCCACCUGAAUCGACGCAAGAGGUGCGAAGGUUCUCGUCGGAUUACGAGGAGGAUGAGAUGUUGAAGAUCCUUCUGGAUGCUGUCAAAGAUGUCGAAUCGGAUCGGCGAGCCGAAGAUUCACUAUUCAGCGUGCUGGAUCCGGAGUGUCGUACAGCAACAACACCGCGUGUUCCUUCAAGUUCAGUCAAAAGUUCUCAAAAAGAGCUGCGACAUCGCUUCCAGAUGGAAAACUUUACGAUUCAAGUGAAAAUGUGUGCUCGCCACGGAGAGGAUCAUGUGAACGUCGAGUUGCGGAACGUUUCGGCUCUGGCCGAAUCAUUCGCCGAUCGUUCCACCGCGUCGAGCCUUCAAAUCGGAGACGUCGUCGUCCGGGACCGCAUCGAAGCGAGUAAAAUCGCCGAGAUGCUCUAUCGGUACACGUCUUCUCGCACGCCGGUGCUCAGUGUCCACGCAUCCGGCACCGCGGACAAGGUGGCAACGCUGAGAGUGUCGAUGCAGCCGAUCAAGAUCAACCUGGACCAGGAUACGAUGGAGUUCUUCUUCAAGUUUUGCGAAGAAGCCGGAGUUGACAAGGAUUGGGAGGAUUUGAAGGGUCGGGAUGGUCAAGAAGAUGUCUGGUUGGAUCAUGACGGCCUUCUCAUCGAUCUGAAUGAGGAGAAUGUGGAAACGGAGAACCCAAAGCUCAACAAGGGCCCCUCAGAACUCUUCUUCGAGCAUUUUCUCUUCUCGCCGCCCGCCAAAAUCUAUCUGGACUACCACGGAAAGCAAAAACUCGGCACCCACAAAGCGGGCGUGUUCGUCGGUUUUCUAAUGGCGUUCGGACAACUCGACCGACUUCCGAUCACUCUCAAGGCGAUCGAUACGCGCAAGGGACUGCUCGGCGUGCACAGUGUGCUCGAGCACGCCGUCGACACGUGGACCCACGACAUUCUGAAGCGAACGCCAGUCGUUGGCAGUUUCACGCCGAUUGUGCCGAUUCUGAACGUCGGCAACGGUUUCGUCGACCUCGUCCGCGAGCCGAUGGCCGAGUACCGAACGAACGGAAGUGUGGCGCGGGGCGUGCGACGUGGCCUCACCUCUUUCGGCUUCUCCUCGACGACCGGAGUCGUCGAGGCGGCGCAGACGAUCGCCGGUAUCGCGAAUACGCUUGUGCGGCACGGCGAGCAGAACAUUCCGGCGAUGUCGUCGAUCGGCACAGUCACGCAGGCGUCGGUGAGGCUUCUCGACGAAAUUCGGACGCGUCUUCUUCCCGAAACGUGUGAGGAUGAGCUGAGGAAGUGGGGCGGAGCCAAGAAGAAGAAGUGA